This is a messenger RNA of Nerophis lumbriciformis (worm pipefish), 1131 nucleotides long. The record is from RefSeq and is a predicted model, not a curated record. NCBI's taxonomy places the organism in Eukaryota, Metazoa, Chordata, Actinopteri, Syngnathiformes, Syngnathidae.
AUGUCUCACCCAGCGCCAACCAACAAGCCGUCUAAUUCAGAAAACCCUCGAGUUUUCUUUGACGUAGACAUCGGCGGUGCUAGAGCCGGCCGAAUAGUAUUGGAGCUGUUCGUAGACAUCACUCCAAAGACAGCGGAGAACUUCCGAGCCCUCUGUACAGGAGAGAAAGGCCUGGGAAAGACCACCGGAAAACCUCUACACUUUAAAGGAUGUCCUUUCCACAGAAUCAUCAAGAAGUUUAUGAUCCAGGGAGGAGACUUCUCCAACCAGAACGGUACCGGUGGCGAGAGCAUCUACGGCGAGAAGUUUGAGGAUGAGAACUUCCACUACAAGCAUGACCAAGUGGGCCUGCUGAGCAUGGCCAACGCCGGGCCCAACACCAACGGCUCGCAGUUCUUCAUCACCACAGUGCCCACGCCGCACCUUGACGGCAAGCACGUGGUCUUCGGCCAGGUGCUGAAGGGAAUGGGCGUAGUCAAAAUGCUGGAGGCCGUCGACACCAACGACGACAAUCCCGUCAAGCCUUGCGUGAUCGCCGACUGCGGCGAGCACAAGGAUGGCGACAGCUGGGGUGCCGCCCCGAGCGACGGGACGGGCGAUGUCCAUCACGACUUCCCAGAGGACUCUGAUGUCAACUUCAAAGAUGUGGACAAAGUUUUGUUUGUAGCUGAGGACAUUAAGAAGAUUGGAAACAACCUUUUUAAGAGUCAAGAUUGGAACGCCGCUGUGAACAAAUAUAGCAAAGCUCUUAGGUAUUUAGAGGUGUGCGGUGAAGUUUUGGAAGAGAAUGAGGGCGAGGAGUCUCCGGCGCAAAAGAAGCUGGAGCCCGCCGUGCUCAGCUGCUACCUCAACACUGCCGCCUGCAAGUUAAAGCUGCAAAUGUGGCAGGAGGCUAUGGACAGCUGCAAUGAGGCUCUGGAGCUGGACAACAGCAACACCAAGGCUCUUUUCCGCAGGGCUCAGGCCUGGCAGGGUCUCAAGGAGUUCAGUCAAGCCAUGACUGAUCUGAAGACAGCUCAAGGAAUAGCUCCAGAGGACAAAGCCAUCAGCAACGAGAUGAAGCGCGUACAACUCCAAGUCCAGCAGGAAAAGGAAAGAGAGAAGAAAAUCUACGCCAAAAUGUUUGCCUGA